Lolium rigidum is the source of this 1816-nucleotide messenger RNA. Its product is annotated as sucrose-phosphatase 2. The record is from RefSeq and is a predicted model, not a curated record. Lineage: Eukaryota; Viridiplantae; Streptophyta; Magnoliopsida; Poales; Poaceae. Gene Ontology annotation, biological process: sucrose biosynthetic process. The coding region runs from base 270 to 1538 and encodes 422 amino acids. Gene Ontology annotation, molecular function: magnesium ion binding; sucrose-phosphate phosphatase activity. The transcript is spliced from 9 exons.
GAGGAAGAAAGGCGCUCGCCGCUCGCCCAUCUCUCCCGAAACAACCGCUCGCCACCCGUCUUCCCCCCUGCCCUCCCACGCUCCUCCUCCCCAUUCCCCUCCCUCUUCUUCCCUUGGCCACGGCCUCCUCCAUCGGACCCAAUCUCCACCACACGCGCCUCCGGAUCUCGCGCGCCGCCUCCAAGGGGAUCCUCCCGUCCUCCUCCGCCGUUCGGCUGGGCUGUCGUCGAGCGGGGAUCGGCCCGGGCUCUCUGUCGCUGGUUGCUAAAAUGGAUAAGCUCAAUGGUUCUGCGCGUCUCAUGAUUGUUUCAGACCUCGACCAUACAAUGGUUGAUCAUCACGACGAAGAGAACUUGUCUCUGCUUAGGUUUGGGGCCCUUUGGGAGUCUACUUACUGUCAGGAUUCUCUACUUGUCUUCUCGACCGGAAGAUCACCCACUCUCUAUAAGGAAUUGAGGAAAGAGAAGCCUAUGCUGACUCCAGACAUCACUAUUAUGUCGGUGGGCAGCGAGAUUACUUAUGGCGAGGCCAUGGUUCCUGAUGAUGGCUGGGAGGAAUAUCUGAACAAUAAGUGGGACAAGAGUAUUGUUCUUGAGGAGACCGCUAAGUACUCUGAGCUGAAGCUUCAGGCAGAGACAGAACAGCGUCCACACAAGGUCAGCUUCUUGGUUGACAAGAAGACUGCUCAGGAAGUGAUCAAGUCUCUCUCGGAGAAGUUUGAGAAACGUGGGGUAGAUGCGAAAAUAAUCUAUAGUGGUGGCCAAGACCUUGACAUAUUAGCUCAAGGGGCUGGAAAGGGUCAGGCGCUUGCAUAUUUACUCAAGAAGUUCGCCUCAUGCGGGAAAACACCCAACAAUACUCUUGUUUGUGGUGACUCUGGCAAUGAUGCAGAAUUAUUCAGCAUCCCUGGUGUGCACGGUGUCAUGGUUAGCAAUGCCCAAGAGGAACUACUCCAGUGGCGUGCAGAAAAUGCGAAGGAUAACCCUAAGGUAAUUCAUGCAACUGAGAGGUGUGCUGCUGGUAUUAUUCAAGCUAUCGGGCACUUCAAGCUAGGACCUAAUGUUUCUCCAAGAGACGUUGAGUUUCCUUACGUCAAGGAGGACUCUUUCAAGCCUACAGCGGCUGUUGUGAAGUUCUAUGUUCUCUGCGAGAAGUGGCGUAGGGCUGACGUUCCAAAGACUGAUUCAGUUAUAGAGUACUUCAAAAACAUCACGGAUGCAAGUGGAGUUAUUAUUCAUCCCUCUGGCCUCGAACUUUCGAUCCAUUCUUCCAUCAAUGCGUUGGCUUCAUGUUAUGGUGACAAACAAGGGAAAAAGUACCGAUCAUGGGUGGACAGACUAGUUAUCUCACAGACUGCUUCUGACAGUUGGCUUGUGAGAUUUGACUUGUGGGAGGCAGAAGGUGAUAAGUGGGUGUGCUGUUUGACAACUCUUGCGCUGAAUGUAAAGCCUGAAACCCCUGGGGGUUUCGUGGUAACACACAUCCACAAGACAUGGCUCAAAGAAUAUUCCGGGGAUGAGCAGGCGUCCAAGCUCUAGACUGGAUCUCCACCGGCGGCGCACGGGAAGGAAAUUUUCUUGAGAAUCAAAUAAGAAGCGCACAGAAAACACGAGAAUUUCUUUUUCUUGUUCAUAAUGUUAAUAAGUCCUCCCAGACACUACAUAUAUCAUACUGGAUGAAGUCUACGGAGGUCUUGAUGCUUCGGCUAAUGCUUACUUGAUGUGUAAGAUAAAAAUAUUAUAUCUUGUUACUGCAUGACAAGCUGAAGUAAAUGAUCCCAGUCCCGGUAAUAUGUCGAUGGACUUGUUAUUGUUCA